AUGCCAAUUUCCAGUAUUGCCAUUGGAACUCCGGCGGAAGCAAGCUCGCCGGACGUCCUGAAAGCCGCCCUUGCAGAGUUCAUUUCGAUGCUCAUUUUUGUUUUUGCUGGCGAAGGCGCCGGAAUGGCAUUUGGAAAGUUAACUGAUGGUGGUGCAGCGACACCAGCCGGUCUUAUUUCCGCAUCAAUAGCGCAUGCUUUUGCGCUGUUUGUGGCGGUGUCGGUUGGUGCUAAUAUUUCAGGGGGUCAUGUGAACCCCGCUGUGACAUUUGGAUUGUUUGUUGGUGGUCACAUUUCGUUUUUGAGAAGUGUUGUAUAUUGGAUUGCACAGUGUCUCGGGUCCGUUGAUGCUUGCUUGCUUUUAAAAUUUGCAACCGGAGGUUUGGAAACAUCGGCUUUUGCAUUUUCAUCGGGUGUGGGAGAGUGGAAUGCGGUGGUGUUUGAGAUAGUGAUGACUUUUGGACUAGUGUACACGGUGUACGCAACCGCGGUUGAUCCUAAAAAGGGAGAUUUGGGGAUUAUUGCACCACUAGCUAUUGGGUUCAUAGUUGGUGCAAACAUCUUAGCCGGUGGUGCGUUCGAUGGUGCGUCUAUGAACCCUGCUGUGUCCUUCGGUCCAGCUGUCGUCAGCUGGACCUGGAACAGCCACUGGGUUUACUGGCUAGGCCCGUUUGUGGGUGCGGGUAUAGCCGCACUUGUAUAUGAAAUUAUUUUUAUCGGGUCAAAUACCCAUGAGCCUCUCACAGCCGUCGAUUACUAA
This is a messenger RNA of Lactuca virosa, 759 nucleotides long. NCBI's taxonomy places the organism in Eukaryota, Viridiplantae, Streptophyta, Magnoliopsida, Asterales, Asteraceae. The record is from the annotation of a GenBank genome assembly.